AUGCUGAGCUUCCUGCGCAGGACCUUUGGCCGGCGGUCGAUGCAGCGCUACGGGCGGGGAGCGGCUGCUGGGCGCGGGGCCGGCGGGCUGGGAGACGAGCGGGACGGGGGUCCCCGGGGGGCCUCUUCGGCUCCCCUGCCCGCUGCCCCCGGGGGCAGCGUGUUCCCCCCCGGCGGCGGGCCCGUGCUCACCGGCGGAGCUGCGGUCCACAUCCCUGCGGCCGGAGCGGGCAAGGCGGCUCUCUGUUGCCGGGUCUUCCUGCUUGAUGGGACCGAAGUGAGCGUGGACCUGCCGAAACAUGCCAAAGGCCAGGACUUGUUUGAUCAGAUUGUGUAUCAUUUGGACCUUGUGGAAACAGACUACUUUGGCCUCCAGUUCCUAGAUUCUUCCCAGGUCACACACUGGCUGGACCAUUCAAAACCUAUUAAGAAACAAAUGAAAAUUGGAUCUGCUUAUGUUUUGCACUUUCGAAUUAAAUACUAUUCUUCAGAACCGAAUAACCUUCGAGAAGAGUUUACAAGGUACCUGUUUGUAUUACAACUCAGGCAUGACAUUCUUUCAGGAAAAUUGAAAUGCCCAUAUGAGACUGCUGUGGAGCUAGCUGCCCUGUGUCUUCAAGCGGAACUUGGGGAGUGUGAACUUCCGGAGCACACGCCUGAACUGGUGUCUGAGUUCCGAUUUAUUCCAAAUCAGACUGAGGCAAUGGAGUUUGAUAUCUUCCAGAAAUGGAAAGAGUGCAGGGGGAAGAGCCCUGCACAGGCUGAGCUUUCCUAUCUGAACAAAGCAAAAUGGUUAGAAAUGUAUGGAGUAGACAUGCAUGUAGUUAAGGGAAGAGAUGGCUGUGAAUAUGCUCUUGGUCUAACACCAACAGGGAUAUUAAUCUUUGAAGGAGCUAACAAAAUAGGUUUAUUCUUUUGGCCCAAAAUCACUAAAAUGGAUUUUAAAAAGAGCAAAUUAACUCUUGUUGUCGUAGAAGAUGAUGACCAGGGGCGAGAGCAAGAGCACACAUUUGUUUUCCGAUUAGAUAGCUCACGGACCUGCAAGCACCUCUGGAAAUGUGCGGUUGAGCAUCAUGCGUUCUUCAGAUUGAGGACACCAGCAAAUAAUAAAUCCAAUAGAUCAGACUUCAUAAGGCUAGGAUCACGAUUUAGGUUCAGUGGGAGGACAGAGUAUCAAGCCACUCAUGGGGCUCGGUUACGAAGAACCAGUACAUUUGAAAGAAGACCUAGUAAACGGUACCCAUCACGGAGACAUUCAACUUUUAAAGCAAACAACCCAGUGAAAGCAGCCCAGCUAUGCUCCAAAAAUAAUCCAGAAGUUCACAAUUACCAGAUGCAAUACCAUCCUAAUAUACAUCCUGGACAACAACAGUGGCAUCCUCAUUCUCCAAAUGUAAGGCCAUCAUUUCAGGAUGAGAGGUCACAUUGGAAACCACCCACAAGUGAAGAUGACCACAGUUUGCAUUAUGUCCACAACCAGAACCAGAAGAAUUUAGGAGGAAUACAGAGUAUGAGUUUGAUGUAUCAAGAUAAAGUUAUGACAGCCCUUUGAGACUCUUCAGAUCUCCCCGACCAUCCUAGUCUCAUCACAUUCCAUGAACAUUGUCUGUCUUUGCAUUAUCUGAGUUUGUGUUGUAAAAAAAAUGCCUGUAGCUUAUAUUUGAUUGGCCUUUCUUGAUAGUCUUGAAAGGUCUUUUCAGCCUUUUUAUAAAUAUCUGAAAAUAGCCCAUGGUAGCUAGUCAUAAAUCACUGUUUACGACAUUCCAAAUAAAAUGAAGCUAGUUCAAGGCUCAGGAAUAAUUUUUGUUGUUCCAAUUUUAAAUUUGGAAGUAAAAGUGUAUGUUUAUUUUUAUUGUGCAGCAAAUAUAGAUGUAUAUCUUUGUUAUUUAAUUGAUGGGACCAAGCAAAGCUAGGAAAGAUUGGUGUAAGAGCAUGGUAUAAUAAAAAGACCCCUGAGCUGAAGGGUCAAGAAA
Vombatus ursinus (common wombat) is the source of this 1972-nucleotide messenger RNA. RefSeq names its product erythrocyte membrane protein band 4.1 like 4B (gene EPB41L4B). NCBI's taxonomy places the organism in Eukaryota, Metazoa, Chordata, Mammalia, Diprotodontia, Vombatidae. Gene Ontology annotation, cellular component: cytoskeleton. The transcript has 16 exons. Bases 1 to 1551 code for a protein of 516 amino acids. Gene Ontology annotation, molecular function: cytoskeletal protein binding. The record is from RefSeq and is a predicted model, not a curated record.